Molecule: messenger RNA, 321 nt
Organism: Symbiodinium natans
Lineage: Eukaryota; Dinophyceae; Suessiales; Symbiodiniaceae
Source: the annotation of a GenBank genome assembly
AUGAAGACCUGUGCAGCCUUUCGAAACUGUUUCUUGGUCGACGGUCUGCGACCCUGCUCCCUGAAGAGCCCGGUCAUCGACUGCUCAGGUAGGCGCCAACUUGCGAAAGUGGCGCUUUACAUCAUGUUCUACUAUGAAGGAGCACAUGUGGGAUUCCGUGCUGUCUGUGACGAUCUGUUCUCGUCGACACUUGUAUGUAUUCAAGCAGAAUUUGACUGCCGGGCAGCAGCAGCGGAACUACAUUGCAUGCCACCAGACUGGCACCCACAGCCGAAGAUUCCACAAGCCCUCGGAAGCAACGCUCCAGCUCACAACCGGUGA